UAGGGAGCAUUUAGACAAGGGUUAUUUAAACCAAGGCUGGUGUAAAAGUGUGAAAACUGUUCUAGACGGCUGUGGCCUCACUCAAAUUUGGUAUACUCCCGAGGUUUUGUCCCUACGAGAACUGAAAAUUGUAGUUGAACAGAUAAUGAGAGACCAGUGUGAACAACUAUGGAGAAACGAGGUAAAUAACGAUUUCAGAUGUAUAAUUUAUAGAAUGUUUAAACAAAACCUGAAUAUGGAGCCCUAUGUUAAAAAAUUACCAUUAUAUCAAACGGUCAGUAUUUGUAAAUUUCGUACUGGAUCUAUAAAAUUCCCAGAAACAGUAACCAGAAUGUAUAGAAAUGAAACUGCAGAAAAUAUUUGUGGUCUUUGUGACCAGGUUUGUGUAAGAGACGAACUUCAUUAUUUUAUUACGUGUCCGUAUUUCCGUCACAUGCGAGUAAGGUUGUUUCCAAACUUAAAAGAAUUACCUCAGGUUUUUUAUCAUGAAUUUUUCCAUCGCAUUAUGACUAAAUGUUCCCGGGUAAACUUAGACAAUAUUCAUAGUUUUUGUAAAGAAUUCAUCAGCUUGGUCCACCAUAUGUAAAUGUUAAAUCAUGUAACCUCUUAUACCCGAAAGGGUUUUUUGGAGAGAAAUAAAUUAUGUUAUGUUAUGUUAUGUUAUGUUAUGUUAUGCAUGGAUGGCAGGACACGCGUGGUUGGACGUUUAGUUAUACCUUUAAACACCAAGUGGCAGCACCGUCCGGCGUGAGCGCAUGGAUGGCAGGACACGCGUGGUUGGUCGUUUAGUUAUACCUUUAAACACCAAGUGGCAGCACCGUUCGGCGUGAGCGCAUGGAUGGCAGGACACGCGUGGUUGGUCGUUUAGUUAUACCUUUAAACACCAAGUGGCAGCACCGUUCGGCGUUAGCGCAUGGAUGGCAGGACACGCGUGGUUGGUCGUUUAGUUAUACCUUUAAACACCAAGUGGCAGCACCGUUCGGCGUGAGCGCAUGGAUGGCAGGACACGCGUGGUUGGUCGUUUAGUUAUACCUUUAAACACCAAGUGGCAGCACCGUUCGGCGUGAGCGCAUGGAUGGCAGGACACGCGUGGUUGGUCGUUUAGUUAUACCUUUAAACACCAAGUGGCAGCACCGUUCGGCGUGAGCGCAUGGAUGGCAGGACACGCGUGGUUGGUCGUUUAGUUAUACCUUUAAACACCAAGUGGCAGCACCGUUCGGCGUGAGCGCCACUAUCGGUAAAACCUGGCAAGCAAUUGUUCAAAAGUUCAGAGAUUGAUGUGAUAAUGACUGAAGAGGGGAAAGCCCAGGGGAGAGACACAGUUCAGACAGAACAAGAGGACAAUCCACGGGACUGGUUACCUGACUGGGAAGCCAAUUCCACUCCAUGGCAUAGCCAUGACGUAAACAGGUUCCUGGUAAGAUACUUCUCCUUUCUCCAGUCUGGACGCGAGACCAUGAAGAUUCUUGUGCCGCUUUGUGGGAAAUCAGUCGCCAUGAUGUGGAUGUACAAACAAGGCAAUACACUUGUUGGUGUUGAGUUCGUUGAGAAAGCAUGCAUAGAAUUCUUUGCUGAACAAGGUCUUGCCUACUCAAAGAAGGAUGUGCCAUCAGUAAAGGGCUCUCUGUUCCAGUCAGAAGAUGAAAGGUUAAAGAUCUACUGCUGUGACCUCUAUAACUUUACAGUUGACAUAGAAGGACAGUUUGAUGCGAUCUGGGACCGGGGCUCAUUCGUGGCGCUCUCUUCAAAGGUGGAGUAUGCUGAACAUAUCCAAACACUGAUGUCACCUUGCUGCAGACACAUGGUAGAGGUGUUUGAAUACGAUCAAAGAUUACGAUCAGGCCCGCCGUAUUCCUCCACAGAAGAAGAUAUGAAAACAUAUUUUGGGACAAAGUGUAACAUCGCAAGAAUCGUCAAGCAAUAUGACCAAGAGUUUGGGAAAAAAUUUGGGAUUGAGGAAUUCUAUAUUUGCCUGUAUUUAAUUUCACCCAAGGCUCUGAAGCAGUACAUGUUGGAAGUGGGAGGUGUGAAGGCAGCUAACAAUACCAAUACUGAUUACUGGUUGACGAGGUGGGACCUUGGCCAAAUAUCGUACCAUAAAACUGAAGUGCACCCGUCCUUGAAGAAGCACUAUGACCUGCUGCUCGAUGGGCGCAGCUCACUCAAGAUACUGGUGCCACUGUGUGGAAAGAGUCAGGACAUUCUAUGGUUGUAUAAACAGGGCCAUACCGUCAUUGGUAUUGAGGUCGGUCAGAAACCUUGUGAGGACUUCUUUACUGAAAACAAAAUAUCGUAUACGAAGGAGAGAUCGGAUGCAGUUGAUGGGGAUUUAUAUAAGAGUGACGAUGGGAGAGUCCAGAUUUACUGCUGUGAUAUUUUUAGAUUUUCGAGUGAGAUUAAAGGUGUAUUUGACGGGUUCUGGGACCGGGGCUCGUACUGUGCUAUCCUGCCUCAGGACAGGGAGAAGUACUGUAGACUGAUGGCGUCACUGGCAGCACCAGGCUUUACAGCUCUCGUCGAAGCCGCAGAGUAUGACUCGAGAAUUUUUGCAGGCCCACCGCAGUCUCUGUCCGUUGAAGACAUGCAAUCCCUUUAUGGAAAUAAAACAGGUUCAGUGAAAGCAGUUGAGUCUGAAAAGUUGGUGAAGUAUGGCAUUGAGGACUUCUCACUCAUUACGUACUGUAUCAGAGGGAAAUAGAGGAGCUUUUUGAUUACAUAUAAUCACGUAGGUUCAUCCACAGCAAUAUAUUAUACCGCAUGCGUACAUGUAUACAGCCUUAUAAGGCUUACAGGACAAUUUUACGAUAACAGAUACAAUUUUAGUGUUCUAGAUAGAGUUACUUAUUUCCAAUGCUUGCUUUGCAAAGAUUGCCACAUAUUUAUGAAUACAAUACUCUUUUAUCAGGCGAUUCUGCCAUUUUCUUUUCCUUGUUUAGAUGACGAUAAUCAUAUAUUCUUUCUGAUGCAGUGUUUCUUACUGUAUUUCGUGUACCACCGAUUAUAACCUUGCUACAGGCUGAUGGUGUUUGUGAGCCAUCAGCUUUUGAUAGCUCUGUCUGUAGAUUGUUGUUAGUUGCCCGGUUAGGCACUAGAUUUAUUAACUGGAAUAAUGAUUAAACAGAUCGUGCAUGAUUUAUCUAUAACCUUGUCUCAUGGUAUUAGAUUUAUUAACUGGAAUAAUGAUUAAACAGAUCGUGUAUGAUUUAUCU
Molecule: messenger RNA, 3209 nt
Organism: Lineus longissimus
Lineage: Eukaryota; Metazoa; Nemertea; Pilidiophora; Heteronemertea; Lineidae
Exons: 14
Coding region: 1286-2698 (470 amino acids)
Molecular function (GO): thiopurine S-methyltransferase activity
Source: RefSeq, a predicted model, not a curated record